CCCAGUGACGUCGGUCGGUCUGGUCCCGGGGUGCGCUGGUCUCUCGUCCCAUCUCAGCAGAAUCCACUUGAGUUGCUGCUUCGACCGUCCACACCAUCAGCCUGUGCGACGCGCUCGGUGCGGUGUACGGGUACCCGGUGUCCUCCUUCCACUCCACGCUGCCCGUCUUGUCCCACAUAUCAGUGAACUGUUUGAAUAGAGAGGAGGGAACCUGAGGCUCUGAACAAGAGGGAGAGGGCGAAAAGGAGGAGAGACAGAAAAAAAGAAAGAGGAGAGAAGAGUAAAGAGGUCGCCGUGGUCCCUCUCCUUCCUCGGGCUGGUUCUUCACCGAGAAGAUGCUGAGAAUAGCCGGCGUGUUGGCUGUAGUGGCUCUGGGGUUGAGCGCCGCUCGCACCAAAGUAAAUAAACACAAGCCAUGGAUUGAGACCUCGUACCACGGAGUGAUCACUGAAAACACUGACAUCGUUCUGCUGGAUCCUCCUCUGGUGGCUCUAGACAAAGACGCCCCCAUUCCUUACGCAGGGGAGAUCUGUGCAUUCACCAUCCACGGGCUGGAGGCUCCGUUUGAAGCAGUGGUGCUGAACGGCACGUCUGGUGAGGGUCAGCUGAGGGCUCGAAGCCUGGUGGACUGCGAGCUACAGAAGGAGUACACCUUCAUCAUUCAGGCUCACGACUGCGGCUCUGGCCCCGGGGGCACAGAGGGUAAAAAGUCCCACAAAGCCGUGGUGCACAUUCAGGUCAAUGAUGUCAAUGAGUUUGCCCCUGUGUUUCGGGAGCCCCAGUACCACGCUGCGGUGACAGAAGGCAAGAUUUAUGACAGCAUCCUGCAGGUGGAGGCCACUGACCAAGACUGCUCACCACAGUACAGCCAGAUCUGUAACUACCAGAUCACCACCACCGACACACCUUUCGCCAUAGAUCGAAACGGUAACAUCCGCAACACAGAGAAGCUGAGCUAUGACCGACAGCAGCAGUAUGAGAUCCAGGUGACGGCCUGGGACUGUGGCCAGAAGAGAGCACUGCACAGCGUCCCCGUCCACAUUGACGUCAAACCUGUCUGCAAACCAGGCUGGCAAGGUUGGAAUAAACGAGUGGACUAUGAACCGGGAACAGGUAGUAAGCAGCUCUUUCCCAAGAUGCACCUGGAGACCUGUGGCGGUCCGCUGUCAUCAGUGAGGACCACGGUGGAGCUGCAGACCAGCCACAUCGGGAAGGGCUGUGACCGUGAGACCUACUCUGAGAAAUCUCUUCAGAAACUCUGCGGGGCCUCCUCAGGCAGCACUGACCUUCUGCCUGCCCCCAGCGCUGCCACAAACUGGACAGCUUCCCUGGUGACUGACAGUGGGAGAGACAGUGACUUGAUCUUCAGGUUCGAUGGGCGUCAGGCUGCUAAAAUCCCAGACUGGGUGGUACCGCAGAAUCUGACAGACCAGUUCACUAUAGCAACAUGGAUGAAACACGGGCCAAGUCCUGGGCUCAGAGCUGAGAAGGAAACCCUGCUCUGUAACUCUGAUAAGACCGAGAUGAACCGUCAUCACUACUCACUGUAUGUCCAUAAUUGCCGCUUGGUGUUUUUACUGAGGAGAGACUUCACCCUUGUGGACACGUUCAGACCAGCAGAGUUCCACUGGAAACUGGAGCAGAUCUGUGACAAGGAGUGGCAUUACUAUGUCAUCAACGUAGAGUUUCCAGUGGUGACGCUGUAUGUGGAUGGAGUGACAUACGACCCCUACCUGGUGACGGAUGACUGGCCUAUUCACCCAUCUCAGAUUGAUGUGCAGCUCACGGUCGGCGCCUGCUGGCAAGGUGGGGAGGUGACCAAGCCACGGUUUACUCAGUACUUCCGAGGCAGCCUAUCUGGACUGACUAUCCGACCAGGAAAGAUUGAGAGUCAGAAAGUCAUUUCCUGUCUGCAGGCCUGCAAAGAAGGGCUGGACAUUAACUCUUUGGAAAGUCUGGAUAAGAACAUAAAGUUCCACUUCAACCCUGCACAAUCCAUCCUGGUAAUGGAAGGAGAGGACCUGGAAAACAUGAACACCGCUGUGAGGAAAGUUUCCUACAUAAAUUCCCGCCAGUUCCCGACCCCAGGCAUCAGACGUCUGCACAUCUCCACCACUGUCCAGUGUUUUGGUGAAGACACUUGCAUCACCAUCCCAGACAUUGAUGCUGUGGUUAUGGUGCUGCAGCCAAGCGAGCCCAGGAUCACCAUCACAGGAGUGGAGAGGGUGAGCUGGCCAGCUACGGACUUCAGAGCCCCAGAGGGAAUAUCUCUGUUCCAGGACCUCCACAUCAUCAGCACAGUGACCAGGGCUGACCCCACUCCACAUCACGCAGCACGUCGACCUGGAGUACUGGAGGAGAUCAUUCAUAACUUGGACUACUGUGAUAUCCUGGUGUUGGGAGAAGAGCUGAGGCCAGACCAGGAGUCUCUUCAACUGCAGCGUAGUGCCCUGCUCGGAAAACACCUCGAUGCUACCAACUCCACCUCUGGCAUGUCCGUAUAUGGUGUCGACUCCAUGUCCAACUACGAACAGGUGAUCCGACAAGUGCGCUACUAUAACUGGCAGCCUGGACAAGUAACGGAGAGACGGUUUCGCCUCACCUGCUCUGAGCUCAAUGGACGCUACACCAGCAAUGAGUUCAACCUGGAGGUGAGCGUACUCCACAGUUCAGAGACUGGAGAACAUGUCAGUCACAUGGUAGCUCCGCCUCAGUACAUGCAGGUGGUCCACCAUCCGUCCAUGCUUCAUGACCUGUACCCCAGCCACAGCUCAGGUGUCCCGAGUGCAGCCACUGUGGUGAUCGUGAUGUGUAUCGCCGCCCUGGUGGUCGUGGUUGUGCUGGGCAUCUACCGCAUCCACCUGACCCACCAGCAGGAGGUCAAGCUGAACGAGACGGCAAAAGAGGGCGAUGAAAGCUGGGACAACUCGGCUCUGACGAUCACGGUCAACCCAAUGGAGAAUGUGGAGGAGCCUCAGGCUGUAGAGGAGGAGGCCACUGAGGAGGAAGAGGAGGAGGACGAAGAAGAGGACGAAGACGAAGAUGACGAUGAGGAAGAGGAUGAUGACAUUACAAGUGCGGAAUCAGACGACAGCGAGGAGGAAGUGGACGUCCAGCUACCCAGGAUGCAACGCCCAAGCAAGAGGGGCCAAAACUGGGACAAAACAACAAUAUCUUACUGAAACACACACUCACGGCCACUAACACACACGACAAAACACACUCUGCAACACGUCCAUACUGAAACCUCGAAUCAGACGGUUGAAACAAGAAGACUUUCUUUACUAUGUGAUGCUGAUGCUCUUAAAAUGAGGUUACAUCCCCCCCUAGUGGAAGGCCACAAUGAAAUCCACACAAACACUGCAAUGAUUGAACCUUAGCCUUGAACACACCGUUUUGUACUGGAAAUAAUAGGACACUAAAACUGCUCAUCAAUCAAGAUUUUCAUCCUUCAUGCAGGAACAUACAGGAAUUUACUUCAAGUCACGCCCUGAGAGAUGUCUGUCCUCAAAACAUUUCUCUCCCGUUACAAGAAUUUCAGCAAAAUACACUUGAAUAAAACCAAUCUGUCAGUUGAUGUGUCAGACUCUACACAGUUUUCUGAUGUCCCGCAAACUGCAAAACAGUCUUUAUUAAAGAAAACUGAGUUGCAAGAGUAAAUAAACAGAUUAUUUUUGGUUUGUAUACUUCAUGUUACCAGUCUUUAUUCUAGCCUACACGGCAAAGCCAGGGGAUUUUACAGAAAUAGCAUAUUUUCAAUUGUACUCGAAAACAAACUAAAGGAAAAAAAAGGUCAUGGUUAGAUCAGUGCGCUGUCACAGUCCUGUGGAACUAGCUGAGGAGUUGGAUUCCAGGGUUUUUGGGAAAGUCAGAGGAGUCUCCUUGUAAAUUUUUAUACGUUCCUUUCUUGUAAAUACUGAGUAUAAUAGGUGACCCCCCCCUCUCUCCCACUACCACCGCCCCCACCUUUACCACUACCCAUGCAACUUUCUCCAUCCAGACCCCUCCUCUUCACCUGUACACAACACACACGCCACCACUUCAUAUGUAUGUACACAUCCUGAACCCUUAGCUUGCAGGAGUCUUUACAGAUCCCACCCCUACCCCUACCCCAACCCCCACCCCCCUCAGUCGUCUGUGAGUGUGUGUGUGUUUCUAGCUCAGUGUUCAGACCAUUCCAGCUGACUGUGUCUUGGGUUUGUUGUGGAUGACUGAACCACUGCCUCCAUAGUGACUGAUAGUGCAGCAGGCAAGAUGUUAAAAAGACGUGUAAAUGACACAGCAGCGACAGAAGUGCACGCUACCAUUACUGCUCUUAUGUGAGCGAAGUCACAGUUGCCGUGUCCUGGUCUACAGCACCAGUAUAAUUCAUCUACAGACAGUUACAUUUGGUCCCACAGCAUUCAUUAUUAUGGUUCAUUGCAGACGUGUAGGGGAGUGCGAUAGUUUUCACAACACUUAAGUUUCAAUUCCAGUUCCAUCAAGAAAUGACACAACAAACCUUCAUACUGAUGCUUGACUAUCUCUGAGGCAGGGGUGUCAAACACGCAGCCCGUGGACCAAACCCAGCCCGCUAAAGGGUCCAGUCUGGCCUGUGGGAACAAUU
Messenger RNA from Sphaeramia orbicularis (orbiculate cardinalfish), 4606 nucleotides. Its product is annotated as calsyntenin-2. Gene Ontology annotation, cellular component: postsynaptic membrane; cell surface. The record is from RefSeq and is a predicted model, not a curated record. Bases 336 to 3182 code for a protein of 948 amino acids. Lineage: Eukaryota; Metazoa; Chordata; Actinopteri; Kurtiformes; Apogonidae. The transcript is spliced from 17 exons. Gene Ontology annotation, molecular function: calcium ion binding. Gene Ontology annotation, biological process: positive regulation of synaptic transmission; positive regulation of synapse assembly; homophilic cell-cell adhesion.